Messenger RNA from Acanthosepion pharaonis, 651 nucleotides. The record is from the annotation of a GenBank genome assembly. Lineage: Eukaryota; Metazoa; Mollusca; Cephalopoda; Sepiida; Sepiidae.
AUGUACCCCACCAGUAUAGACAAAGCUGGAAAUCCAAUACCAGGAUCACUCACCUCAACACAAUACCUACUAACAGCCUACAACAACACAAAGAUAAACUGUUAUGGCACCACAAAUAUUAGGUGCAAAUACAAGAACUCUCCAUGGCUGGAUACCCAAUUCUACGUGGUUGAUGUUCCAGGAGCAGCCAUAUUGGGCCUGCCAACAUCAGUAGCACUUAAAGUAGUGACAAUGAACUGUGCUAUCUCAGUCCAGCACCUACCCAUCAACAGUAUAGCUGACCUAAUACGCCUCUACCAUGACAGAUUCGACCGUAUUGUUGAAUUUCGGAGGACUCACAAGCUUGCUGUUAACCUCAAUGUGCCAUGUCACAUAGACCCACCGAGAAGGAAACCUAUAGCCAUGCGCGAAAAAAUCAAAGCUGAGCUCGACAAGAUGGAAUCACAAGGAGUCAUUCGUCGUAUUGAAGAACCUACAAACUGGGUAAGCUCUCUUACAUAUGUCACCAAACGUGACAACACAAUAAGAGUCUGCCUAGACCCACGAGCAUUAAACAAAGCUCUCAUACGGCCAUACCACCAGAUUCCGACUGUCGAAGAGCUCAACCAUCGUUUUGCAGAAGCAAAAUUCUUCUCAAAAUUGGAUGCUUAG